UGAACGUUCUGGUUUUUAGUCCAUAGUCCGUCGUCCGUGCAAGUCACCGACCACGCACGUCUUGUACUAAUCGUCUUACGAUUUUUAAUACUUAAUUUUUUUGUGCUUCGUUCCAGUUUUAAGUGAAACAUGUGUCUCACCGUCGCCGAAGUUCGUCAACGACUAAGUCGCAAAUUGCCCAGUUCGGAACGUCAUCUGAUCGUAAGGGUUUGCGGUGUGUUGAAUGACAUCCUGGAGCUCUUAGACAAUCCUUGCAGUCCUGAUGUGAUCGAGAUGUUGAAAGUAAUCAUCGAAACCUGUGUUGAUGAAAAUGUAAGUUUGGUGAUUUCUCGUCAAAUAUUUACUGAUUUCAACUCAAAAGUCUUACCUGAAAUGAAUGAUGCGCAGUCCAAAUUACUAGCUUUCUUCAUGCUGGAUAUAAUGUGUCGUAGAUCAGAACUUUUUGUAGAACAAAUAUCCAACGCACGAUUGCAUUUAUCGACCAUAUAUGAGAAAGAUAAAAAUUGGAGAGAUGCGGUUCUUAUGCUGGUUGCAAUUCCACUCGAAUCAGGACAAAAAUUGUAUUCAGUUGAUUAUAAAUUGGCAACAUUCAUUAGAAUAGCACGUCUGUACUUGGAAGAUAACGAUCCAUUGCAAGCAGAGUUAUAUAUUAAUAGAGCUUCGAUUUUGCAACCAGAUGAUGAAUAUUUACAGGAUGCUUAUAAUUCAACACACGCACGUGUGCUAGAUUAUCGUAAGAGGUUUAUUAAGGUUGCACAUAGAUGGACUAAAUUAUUGUUGUUCAGGCCAAAUUUAACUGACGAUGACCGCAUUACAGCAUUAAACCAUUUAAGAAAAUUUAAGAAAGUUGAAUCUCUGUACUUUGAAGUCAAUCUCACUAUUGACAUGAUAAAUGCUAACUCAUCUAUUUGUGAAUGUAUAGAUGAGCAUUUUGUUAAUCAAAUGGCAUUAUAAAUGUACGUAAUACUGUAAUACUUUUCCUUAUUUAUGUUUGUAAUAAUGAUUUUUUUUUCAAUUAUGAUUGUCUUAUAAUAUAUUGGUUACCGUCA
Messenger RNA from Acyrthosiphon pisum (pea aphid), 1049 nucleotides. RefSeq names its product COP9 signalosome complex subunit 4-like. The record is from RefSeq and is a predicted model, not a curated record. Bases 130 to 954 code for a protein of 274 amino acids. NCBI's taxonomy places the organism in Eukaryota, Metazoa, Arthropoda, Insecta, Hemiptera, Aphididae. The transcript has 6 exons. Gene Ontology annotation, cellular component: COP9 signalosome; cytosol.